AUGGAAGAACAAGCAGGAAACGCGCACCUGCGUGCCUCCCAAUUGCGCCCGCCAGGGAGCAGACUGCCCGCGCCGAACAUGCGACCACCCACCCUCAACGAGAUGUCCGACUCACAAAACAAUGUCAGAGCUCAGCCAUCGAUGCUGCCCCAAUCCGGCAUCAAGCGGCCUCAGUCCAACAGCGUCUCUCAGAUGCUUCCUGACCCGAAACAACGAAAGACCUUGAUGGAGAGGGCCGGCGAGUUCCCAGGCAGAAACUCCGCCACUGCUACACCCGCUCCAAGAGCCGCCAACAAAGGUGUCUCGCUCGCCUCACAAUCCGGGGACCAGAGCCGCAUAUAUGAGAGCUUCGAUCUGCGCCUGGUCCUGCGCCUCUACUACGCGCAUCGCAGCUCCUCUUCGCCCCAGCCUUGUCACCGGUAA
This is a messenger RNA of Diaporthe amygdali, 423 nucleotides long. Its product is annotated as kar3 protein. The record is from RefSeq and is a predicted model, not a curated record. The coding region runs from base 1 to 423 and encodes 140 amino acids. The transcript has 4 exons. NCBI's taxonomy places the organism in Eukaryota, Fungi, Ascomycota, Sordariomycetes, Diaporthales, Diaporthaceae.